Messenger RNA from Torulaspora globosa, 1386 nucleotides. It is a transcript of the gene APJ1, whose product is annotated as Apj1p. Lineage: Eukaryota; Fungi; Ascomycota; Saccharomycetes; Saccharomycetales; Saccharomycetaceae. Gene Ontology annotation, biological process: protein refolding. The record is from RefSeq and is a predicted model, not a curated record. Gene Ontology annotation, cellular component: cytosol; nucleus; cytoplasm. The coding region runs from base 1 to 1386 and encodes 461 amino acids. Gene Ontology annotation, molecular function: Hsp70 protein binding. The transcript has a single exon.
AUGGUCAAGGAUAGUAGAUUGUAUGAUAUUUUAGAAGUAUCGCCGGAUGCAAGUAACGGUGAAAUCCGCAAGGCUUAUCGACUUCUCGCUUUAAGGCAUCAUCCUGAUAAGAACAACCAUUCUGAAGAAUCGAAAUCAAAGUUUUUGGAGGUAUGUGAAGCGUACGAGAUUCUCAGCGAUGCGAAGAAAAGAGCUCUGUAUGACGAGCAUGGCACAGCGGAUGAGGCAGCUAUCUACGAGAUGAAGCAACAGCAGAACCCGAUGUCUUCAUCGUUUUUCGGCUCCGCUUCCCCUAUGGGCAUGUCGGCUGGAGAUCUUUUUGCACAGUUCUUCGACAGCUCUGCGCAUUCUUUUGGCAACAAGAGGUCUGCGCCAUCCAUGGGACGCGGUCCCGAUAUCAGACACGAUCUGAAAUGUUCGCUGUCCGAACUGUACGACGGUAAGACAACGAAGCUAGGCCUCAACAGGAGACGUCUGUGUCAGAAGUGCCAAGGCCACGGCGGUCUGCGGCACAGAACGUGUAAAUCGUGUCGCGGACAGGGCCAGCGGUCCCAGACGCGGAAAAUGGGUCCCAUGGUGCAAACUUGGACCCAGACGUGUGCUGACUGCGGCGGGACUGGCAGCUACAUGAAGAACAGCGACAUCUGCAACGAGUGCGGCGGCGACGGCUGCAUCAAAGAGCGCAAAAUCUUCGACGUCGAGGUGAAACCGGGCAUGUGCCACGGCCAGAAGAUCAUCCUCCCCGGCGAGGCUGACGAGGUGAUCAAGACUAGUUUUGGCAAUGAAACGGUGAUACCGGGAGACGUCAUCAUCACCAUCAGCCAGGUGCGAGAUCCCAAGUUCCAGAGAGUAAACAGAGGGGGAUGCGAUCUCGUGCUACGAAGCUUCAAGAUCCCGCUCGUAACCAGUCUCUGUGGCGGCGACAUAUACAUCGAGGGCCACCCGAGCGGCAAGCUGCUCAAAGUAGCCAUCCUUCCCGGCGAACUCAUCAAGCCGAAUCAUUUCAAGAGCAUCGAAAACAUGGGAAUGCCCAAAUACGAUGAAAAGAGCAACCCUACAGGCCACGGUAAUCUCUAUAUCCAGUUCCAGGUCGUCUUCCCGGAAACUCUGGCCCCGGAGACAGUCGAGAAGUUGAAAGAAACACUUCUAGCCGAUCACAGCGUCACACAGCAGAUCGCCACAGAGGAAAACGAGAUCUGCAGCCGAAUGGACGACUGCGUAGAGACGGAGGAGCAUGUGCUAAGCAGUUUCGUCCCGGACUUUGACGAGAUAAUGGAAAACGAGGCAAGAACAAAGAACAAGAACUCGGGCUACAAGAAGCGGAAACACUACGAAGAUCCAGAUACCCCUAUUGGGGACGAAUCUAGCAACUGCACCAUCCAUUGA